Panthera uncia (snow leopard) is the source of this 3405-nucleotide messenger RNA. RefSeq names its product zinc finger and BTB domain containing 24 (gene ZBTB24). Gene Ontology annotation, molecular function: RNA polymerase II cis-regulatory region sequence-specific DNA binding; DNA-binding transcription factor activity, RNA polymerase II-specific; protein binding. Lineage: Eukaryota; Metazoa; Chordata; Mammalia; Carnivora; Felidae. Gene Ontology annotation, biological process: regulation of transcription by RNA polymerase II. The transcript is spliced from 8 exons. Gene Ontology annotation, cellular component: nucleus. The record is from RefSeq and is a predicted model, not a curated record. Bases 478 to 1842 code for a protein of 454 amino acids.
AGACCCGCCCGUGAUCUCUGGGCGGUGCAGCUCCGCCCCGGGCGCCUCCGCGGGCCACGUGGUCCGGCGUCCGCGCGCAGGCUCCCGGCGCCGGCGCUUCCGGGUUGGCGGUGGCGGCGGCGGCGCAGGGACAGAAGCCCGGACGACGCAGGUACCCCGGCGGCGGAUUCUGCGGAGUAGGGGGCCUGGGUGGCCUUGGCACGGGUGCGCCAUCCAGGCGGCCAGGUGGGACGGCCGCGAUCCGGACCCCGCCGGGCACCCCGACAGACGAAAUGUUUAAUAAUGCGUGAAAUCGAGACGCUGUGGUUCCCAUUCUGAUUGUGUGCGCAGCUAUGGAAAGUUGGUGCUGGGGAAGGACUUUAGAGAUGGUUGAUUCCCGUUCCUUCAUUUUACAGAGGAGAAAACAGACCCUGAGAGGCAACAGGGAUCUUGGAGACUCACCCAACUAGGCUUCAUGCUUCUUGGCUUCUAAAGAAAAUGGCAGAAACAUCAUCAGAGCCUUCUGGGCAGCUUGUUGUACACUCAGACACUCACAGUGACACUGUUCUGGCCAGUUUUGAGGAUCAGCGGAAGAAAGGCUUUCUCUGUGACAUCACUUUAAUCGUGGAGAAUGUGCAUUUCCGGGCUCACAAAGCCUUACUUGCUGCCAGUAGUGAAUACUUCUCCAUGAUGUUUGCUGAAGAGGGGGAGAUUGGUCAGUCCAUUUAUAUGCUGGAAGGCAUGGUUGCUGACACGUUUGGUAUGCUGCUGGAAUUUAUCUACACAGGUUGUCUCCAGGCCAGUGAGAAGAGUACGGAACAGGUCCUGGCUACCGCUCAGUUCUUAAAAGUCUAUGACCUGGUAAAGGCUUACACGGAUUUCCAAAAUAAUCAUAGCUCCCCAAAGCCAACGACUUUGAGCACUGCUGGUGCCCCAGUGGUUGUUAUUUCUAAUAAGAAAAAUGAUCCUCCAAAGCGGAAACGGGGAAGGCCAAGAAAAGUCAACAGUUUGCAGGAGGGGAAAUCACAGCUGCCUGCAGAGGAGGAAAUACAGCUGAGAGUAAACAAUUCAGUUCAAAAUAGACAUAACUUUGUGGUAAAAGAGGGAGACAGCGGUAUACUGAAUGAACAGAUUCCAGCAAAAGACGCAGAAGAUUGUGAGCCAGGGAGAGGGGAGGAAGUGCCUGCUGAAAAAGAUGAGAAUUGUGAUCCCAAGACCCAGGACGGGCAGGACAGCCAGAGUCGGUACAGCAAGCGGAGGAUUCGGAGGUCCGUUAAACUUAAAGAUUACAAACUUGUUGGGGAUGAAGAUGACCAGAGUUCAGCCAGAAGGGUCUGUGGAAGGAGAAAGCGGCCUGGUGGCCCUGAGGCCUGUUGUAAGGACUGUGGCAAAGUGUUUAAGUACAAUCACUUUUUGGCAAUCCACCAGAGGAGCCACACGGGGGAGCGGCCUUUCAAAUGUAAUGAGUGUGGAAAAGGCUUUGCCCAGAAGCACUCCCUGCAGGUCCACACCCGGAUGCACACUGGCGAAAGACCCUACACCUGCACGGUGUGCAGCAAGGCUCUCACCACCAAGCACUCCCUGCUGGAGCACAUGAGUCUGCAUUCAGGACAGAAGUCUUUCACCUGUGAUCAGUGUGGCAAAUAUUUUAGCCAGAAAAGACAACUAAAGAGCCAUUAUCGAGUUCACACAGGCCACUCAUUACCGGAAUGCAACCACUGCCAUCGCAAAUUCAUGGAUGUGUCUCAGCUAAAGAAACAUCUACGGACACACACAGGGGAGAAGCCAUUUACUUGUGAAAUCUGUGGCAAAUCUUUCACAGCAAAGAGUUCUCUUCAGACCCAUAUCAGAAUCCACAGAUGAGAACAUAGAGGCCCUAACAGAUGAAGUCCAUUGCCCAUGGUCACACAGUAAUUGGCAAAGCCAGAACUGCUGCACAGCACUACCCUGCUUCCGCCAGAUGGGCUUAACUAUCACCAGACUUUUGAAAUUGAAGCUGAAUUUCUCUUCACGUACGAUCCGCUUGAUGUAAUGGAAGGUUUUUGGCUAAAAUUGAGGAUCUGGGGCCCCUGGCAGGCUCAGUCGGUAGAGCAUACGACUCCCAAUCUUGGGGUCUAUGAGGUCAAGCCCCAGGAUGGGUGUAGAACUUACUUAAAAAUUGAUCUGUGUCUGACAUUUUAGCACGAUCAAACGUUGUACAUAAAGCAGUAAUUGUAAAAGGUGUAUAGUCUUUCUCCUAUAGAAACGACUACCACAUUAAUACUUAUAUUAGUAUUUUACCACUAUUGGUUUAAAAACUUAACAGAAAUUUACCAAGUCCAUGAAAGUUACUGCUGAUGUGAAAAUGUCUUAACUAACAUGAGCCUCUGUGAGCCCUUUUUUCGAACUCCUGACUAAGGAUAGUUUAUGUUUAGGGCGGACUUGUUUGACUUUUUGCUACCCUUAUUUGUUAAGUAUUGAGGUGAAUUAUCACCCUCACUUUUCAGACUAAAUUAAGACUAAAUUUUUUUUUAAUGUUUACUUACUUGAGACACCGCGUGCACACAGGUGGGGGAGGGACAGAAAAUGGGGGAGAGAGAAUCCCAAGCAGGCUCUGCACUGUCAGCACAGAGGCCAACAUAGAGCUCAGUCUCAUGAGAUCAUGACCUGAGCCCAGAUUAAGAGUCAGACAUUUAACUGACUGAGCCACUCAGGGGCUCCUAAAAUAAGCCUAAAUUCUUAAAAAUUAAAAGAAAACUCUUGGUUUCACUUUUGUAAACAGCAGGCUUGGAGUGACCUCUAAAAAUUCCCCUUGCCUUUUGUAAACAUCAGGUCUCAAGGAAUGACCUCUAAAAGAAACAGGAAUGUCACUGUGGUAGAUGAUGUAACUUUCAAAUUUUGUGCAUGUAAUUAAGCAACAAACACUUUUGUUGGCUAUAAUAUAUAUAUAAUAUAUACAUACACAUACUAAGUAUGUACAUGUAUAUACACAUACACACACUAUAUUUAGAAUCAUUCUCACGUGAAAGGUACCACACUGGGAGAGCUUUUAAACUAAAGUUCAAUCAUACUUUCAACACAAAAUGUAGGAACUUGAACACAUUUUAGGUAACAUUAGCAAGAGAUCAUAGCCUUUUUUUUUUUAACAUCUGAAAGAAAGGGAAAAAUCGGAGCUGGGGUCAAGUCAGGGAACUAACUUUGUUGGUCUCAGGGUAUGGAUUUAUCAUUUAUUUUGAAUUUUAGUAUCCAUAGAUUAAUAUCUUCCAUGUCCAUUGGAUCAUUUAAAAUACAGAUUUGAAGAUACUCCUAAAGAAUAGUUUGGCUUUUGGUUUUAGUUCAGGUUACUUUUAUCCUUGUUGGAUGCAGGGUUAAACUGAAGCUUCCCUUAGGCUAAAUUGGAGUUAAAACUCCACAUUUUUUAAAUCUCCCUCUCAUGAUUAAAUGGCU